CCAUUUUGUAUUGAAAGCAUAGGGCGAAUAGCAGUCCAUGAUAUGGUCUAAGAGCAAAAUACACCCAUAAUUUAUACCACCAUAACCAUAGUAACACCCCUCACUGCAACUCAUUAGAAACCAUGGAAACAUUAAAAUAAAAUACAGAAAAAGGUGUCAGUGCCAUUUUACUGCGCUGCAAAAAUAAACGAUAUGAGUUCAAAUUGGUUAGAAAAAGAAGAGGAAUAUCGUAAAUUAAAUGAAGAACUGCAAAAGCAAAACAAAAUAUUAAUGGAAGAAUUCGACGAUGUUUUAAAAAAACAAGCAAAUCGCCUCCAAGAGUCGCAAAACGUGUUUGCACCACAAAGAAGUUCUUUCAUACAGAACAAAGUAAAAUUGUUCGACCAGAAUGCGAAAGAAAAUUAUGGAAUGCCAGAUAAUAUUGAUAUUGCAAACAUACCAGAUAGUGUGGAUCAAAUGGGAAUUAAAGCAAUGUCCAGUUUUUAUAGAGCAAAAAUAAAAACAUUACAAGGCGAUAAUGAAAAAUUACAAAUUGAAUUCAAGAACAAAUGUCAAGAUCUACAAAAAAGUCAAAACGACAACAGUAAACAACAAGCGGAGAAGGACAAAUGGUUUCAAGCUUACAAUACAAAUAAGAUUACAAUUUCUAAAUUGGAAAAUCAAAUCACAACUUUAAAUGCAAAAUGUCAGUCAAAAGAGGUGGAAAAUGCGUCAUUACGUCGAGACAUAGACAACGUGAAAAAAGAACUUAAACAUAUAAGUUUAAAUGUAACUGGCGGAGAGGUACGUUUAAACAGAGCACUGGAAGAAAACGAGCGAAUGAAAAAUGAAUUGAAAAUGACAAAGCAAGAAGAAAAGCAAGUGAAAGAAUCCCACAAAAAAGAUCUAACUGAAUUAACAAAGACGCUACAACAAGUAGAAAAGCAAAAAAAUGAAUUGUUAGCUGCUUACAAAAAACAAAUUCAACUUGUAGACAACCUAAAACGGCAAAAGCUGUACAUAGAAGCAAUGAAGUUGGGUCAAAUGUGCGAGAAUGAAUUCCUAAGGAUUUUAAAUUGGAAAAUUGAAUGAGUUGUAUCAGAAGAGGUUUAAAUUUGUAGAAACAAAACGACCAACCACCAAAUGACGUCCAAAUAAUAUUUAAACAAUAAUAUGUAUAACUGUAGCAAUAUUUUAAAACAAUUAUUUCCACAUAGCUACUGUAAGACUAUUUUUGGAAAUAUAGUAUGUUAAGAUACAACUUCUUUAAAACAGCCUUCCAAAUAAUAUAACAUCUCUGUCCAUUGGAGCUCUUUAAGUCCCGCCUCAAAACAUGCUUUUUAUUGUCAGGAAGAGUUCAUGAAAAACUGUUAUGCGAUGUAAUAUGUAAAAUCGUACUCUGUUAGUUAGUCUCUAAAUGUACCUUUGUAUUUUGUUUGUAAUAUAUAUUUUUUUUCUAA
Molecule: messenger RNA, 1439 nt
Organism: Photinus pyralis (common eastern firefly)
Lineage: Eukaryota; Metazoa; Arthropoda; Insecta; Coleoptera; Lampyridae
Product: testis-expressed protein 9
Exons: 4
Coding region: 193-1071 (292 amino acids)
Source: RefSeq, a predicted model, not a curated record